AUUGCCACAAUAAAAUUUCCUUAUAAACCCCCCAAUCCGUCAGCUUUUGUCUAAUACAUUCACCGUGUCCAACUACGCCAUUUCAAGGAUUUCCCACCCUUUAAAGAUUCCUCCUUUAAUUGCAACUCGCUCUUUAGCAACCUCAACUAUUACCAUGGGUAGAGAAAACAUCUUAAAGUACCAGCUUGAACACGAUCACGAGACUGAUCUUCCCCAAACCCUGUCUAGGAAAGACCUUGACGUGAAAAUAAGAAACUCCCACUUCCCCUUCACCUUAUCUAAAGAUUCCACCAUCCAGGACUAUUUAAGCAAUAAUAAAUUUUUUGUCGAUUCCAUCAACCACAACCACUCGCCAGAAGUAUUUGCUCUCAACGGCAAGGGCCAACAGCCACACACCUUGUGGAUCGGAUGUGCUGAUUCUCGUGCGGGAGAAGGCUGUUUGUCGGUAUUACCAGGAGAAAUCUUCACCCACAGAAAUAUUGGAAACAUUGUCAAUUCCAGUGACAUCAGCAGCCAAGGUGUGAUCCAGUUUGCCAUUGAGGUGUUGAAGGUGCGCAAGAUCAUUGUGUGUGGCCAUACGGAUUGUGGUGGGGUGUGGGCAUCGAUGUCCAAUAAGAAAAUCGGAGGGGUGUUGGAUUUGUGGCUCAAUCCAAUUAGGCACAUUCGGGCCCAGAACAGAACCUUGUUGAAUUCCAUUGAAGAUCCGAAAGAAAAGGCCACCAAGUUGAGCGAAUUGAAUGUGAUUUCUAGUGUGUUGGCUUUGAAAAGACACCCGUCAGCAUCCAUGGCUUUAAAGAACGGUGAGAUUGAAGUAUGGGGGAUGCUCUACAAUGUUAGUACUGGACACCUACAGGAGGUGGAGGUUCCAGCCGACGAAUUUGAAGAUUUGUUUCACGUUCAUGACAAUGAAGAUCUUGUACAUUAACUUUUAUGAUAGAAUAAAUACGCAUGCAGAAGCAGAGUAGCGCGCGGUGCCAUGUGCACCCAUAAGAGCAUGCAAUCCGAUCUCACCUACCAGUGGCCCAUCGGUGCUCCACCGCUACCUACCUGGAAGCGGUACCUAUGACUCCGACCAAUUUAAUCCAUAAGAGUGUCCUUCUUCGUGUGUAAAUUUCUCCACAAGCUGAAUCACCUCUUCUGGGGUAGUAGCCACAUUCAAUAAUUCUCUUUGUUUUUUGGCAAUAAACCCGGCCUCGAUACUCUCAUCAAUGAACUUCAAAAAUGUAUCCCAAAACCCGUUGAUGUUCAACAAAACAAUUGGUUUUUUGUGGAUUCCCAACUGGUACCAGGUGGUCACUUCCAAUAAUUCUUCAAAAGUACCGUAUCCACCAGGCAUGGCCACGAAAGCGUCACUUUCUUCUCCCAUCAUUCUCUUUCUGGUGUGCAUGUCCUUAACCAUCGUGGUCUUUCCGUACACACUUGAAUCGGGUAAUGGUGAGAACCCUUUGUGGUUCUCGUGGUCUUUCUUGAUAGCUUCGUUAACAUCUUCAGUAUUACGCUCUUUGGAGAUCAAUGCUUCGGGGAUGAUUCCAUGGACAUAUCCACCACUGGUAGCACAUCCCUUAGCAAUCAGGCCCAUUACUCCGGUCGAUCCACCUCCAUACACCAAACCCCAGUUUUUCUCUGCCAACAACUUUCCAAACUUAAAGGCAAUUUCGGCAUAGAUGGGGUCCUUACCAAAGGAGGAGCCACAGAAGACACAUAAUUUUUUAUCGAUGGACAUGGUUUGUGUUAUUGGUGGUUGUUUUUGUUGUUUGUAACCAAAACUAUUAAGAUUUUAGGGGAUUACCUGGUGGCUAUAUAUACUUAGUUUUCUCAAUCUCGAUGCAUGCGCGCACCCAAGUGUUCCGUCGGAGACUCCGGCCACCGACCCUUUGACAUCUGGUGGGGACACGCUCAUCGCUUUCAAUUAUUCCUAUGGACCUUCCGAUGGAUCAAGCUUCGGGCAAUUUACAUGGUUUUGUAGAUUAAGUACAUUAAAUACUAACUUUUCAUAAAUUUUGUAUGAUCUCAUUUUAGAUAAGAAUCCUAGAUGAAAUAACUCUUCAUGAGCACACCCUCCAAAUCUUGCAUCUGAGUCUCGUUGAACACCUUACUAUCAACAUGCCAGGUAUCUUGCCUGGUUUUCUUGAACUUUCCAAGUGACUCUUUGGCAGUCUUACCAACAAGUCCAGGAAUACCCGAUGACUUGUUGGCCAAUAUCGUCAAGAGUUCAGGAACCCAUUUGGGAGGCGGAGAUAAGAACGAAAAUGCAUGAAUCAAUGAUCCCAAACCAAGCGUGGCUCCGUGAAGAAUGACAAUAUGCUCAGCUGGAAUAUUCCUGAAUCCUCCUUUUCUAUACUUCUUUCUGAUCUGAUCCAACUGGUGCUUGUAGUUCUCCGUGAACUUGUGAAUCAACCCUUCAAUCUCAUUUGGUGGAGAGAUAUGGAUUAAUCCCGCCAAAGUUGAAGCUGCUGACUCUCUGACUGACACUUGCUUGUGGAAGAGCAACUCGUUGGUCAAGUUAAUGAUAACUGCUCGCUGGUUGCGUUUCAACUUCAACAAGUUCUUGAAGUAAAACGUUUCUGUGAACUCACCCACAACGAUGGAUUGCACCACAUUCAACUUCUCCUUGUGAUAAAGAUUCCCAAGCAUUAACACCACGUUGGCAAGGUUCUUGUCGUUGAAAGGAAGUUGUGACAUCAACUUCAAUGCUCCAAUUGGGUUGAUAUUACCUAGCUGGCAUACCUCCUUCAUGUUGAUCAACUUGAUCAAGAACGGAACCGCAUGGCUAACCACAAAGUCUUGAUACAUGGCAGAAAUACUGGUGCAUAAUGCUUGUUUUAACCAUGUUAGUACCGUCAUAGAUGCGUAGAUAUAGUCUGAUUUCAAGAUUUCUUGUGGGGUCUUAUCAACAACUUCCAAUCUCCAAGCUUCUAUCCUUUCGAACACCACUGGAACAAUCUCUUUGAUCUUAUCUGCUGCAGGACUCACACCUUGUGGUGAAUU
Molecule: messenger RNA, 2988 nt
Organism: Yamadazyma tenuis ATCC 10573
Lineage: Eukaryota; Fungi; Ascomycota; Pichiomycetes; Serinales; Debaryomycetaceae
Source: RefSeq, a predicted model, not a curated record